AUGACUGUUUCGACUCGCGAAAUCCAUGAGGAUAAUAGAGUUGUCAGCCGCAAUGCCAAUGAGCGGAACGUAAACAUGGUCGACGGCCCAAUCAGUAUACAAGUGGCAUCAUCGUUUGAGAUCGUUCAGACAGUUGAGAUAGCUCGCAAGACCAAGAAACGAAUCAUCCGCGAUGUCCCCGAAGUCACAGAGGAUGACUUCAAGCUCAUCAACCUCCAAUAUUAUCUUGAUUUCAUCGGCGAUGAACGUCUGAUCCAUAUGCCCGCAAGGGGCAGUGACUGGGAUCGUGUGCUGACAGCGGCCGAGUACUUUGGGGUGCAAGUGCAUGAGUUCACGAUCCAUGUUUCGCGGUUCAUCCGAGAGCAUGAGUUCAUUUGUGACACGGCUCUAGCUAGCUGUUACUUCUUGCUACAGCUUGGAUGUGAACAAGCCGAAGCCCUUGAGCCAACAUUCAAUGCCUUGUCUGCUCUAGGAGCUCUACUUGCUCGUACAAUACGACUCAAGGAUCAUUUCCUACUCUCCUCUUCCAUUGCACAUGAUGUUGGACAUCUCCUAUCAAAUCUUGUCGAAUUGGUCGGCGACAUUGCAGUACAUUACCGCAAGCAAAUCCUUCGCAUUUCUGGCCGCGCUGGCAGAUCGCAGGAGUCAGUGGUGAUUGACUUCGACGCCGAAUUUGGUUCAAGGAUCACUGAUCUUUGGGCCAGGCGCGAGCAUUUGAUCAAUCACAUGUGGCGCUAUGAACUGGGCGACCACAAGUCUCGAAGCCUUGACAUUGCAGAUCUCCGUGAAAGGUUGAGCACGACAAAAGAAUCUGUCAAAUCUCUUAUCUACGGCCGUGUUGCUGAGCGAAAGGAGAGAGUUGAGGGAACGUGCGAAUGGAUUCAGCGCGACCUCUUUGAUUUUGUGACAGGAAAAGAACAGAUUUUUACCGUCACGGGCAGUGGCGGAUGUGGCAAGAGCAUGCUUGCUUCCUGGGUUCGCGAACGCCUUGAGAAACAUGUCAACCUCCGAAAAUUUGAGACCCUUUCGUUCACAUUCGCGGAGGAUAAUCCGAUGCAUUCUACAACGGUCUCGUUCUUGAAAAGCAUUCUUUCGCAGCUCCUAGAGCAUAGCGUGGGCGACGUUCAGCUUUUCGAGAAUCUCACGAGCCUCUUCACUAAGGAGAAAGGGCAUUUGCAUGAUCAUAAGAAGCUUGAAGUGCGGCUUUGGGAAGCUCUUGACAUCGCUCUCGCCACACGAGCCAAGGAUAAAGCUCGAUAUCCUCGUCUUAUCAUCAUUAUCGAUGGGUUAGACGAGGCAGUUGGCGGCUCGAAUACGGUUCGCGAGCUCCACAACAAGAUCUUUCACUUGGUAGACAAGCAUAUCCGAAUACGUGCUAUCACCUUUUCGCGACCUAUCUCCCAUGUUGGAGUUCCUGGAGGCCGUCAACUUAUCAUCACACCGGAUCACCUUCGCGAUGAUAUCAAAUGGUAUUUGGAAGAUCGAGUCGCGCAGCUUCCGAUUUGCAAAAAGUUAGCGGAAGAAGAAAUCAAGUCCUUGGUCUCAUCUAUCGCAACAUGCGCCAAAGGAUCGUUUCUGUUUGCUUAUCUCGCGGUGCAAUAUCUUCAGACGGACAUAAGUGUGGAUGAUUAUCACAAGGCCUUGCAGGGAUUGAAAGGCGGCAACGCCACGCACGUCCUUGAAAAGUUGAUUGAAAAGAUCAAUCUCAAAGACGGUGAUAUGAAAGGUCUCUUCGCCUUUACACUUUCUGCUCGACGGCCCCUCACAAGACGUGAGAUGGCGGAUCUUCUUAGUGUCAAUGUAGCCCAAAAGAAGGUCUCUGAUCGUGUCGAUGUCGGUACACUUGUAAAGAAAACGCGAGGUUUGAUCGUCGAACAGAAAGGAUUUAUUCGUCUCAAGAACUCGGUCAUCAGAAACCAUGUUGUCAAACAAGUCUGCGGCUCAGCACUCAUGUCCCUACAAGAGGCACAGACGUACAUGACCAUGUCACUUUUGCUUUUCGCAAAAUGUGUACUGAAAAGCAAACAUGAGCCAUCAUGUGAUCGGGCUGAUGCGACUGUUAUACAGUUAGCUGUUGACUCGCAUCACAUCACGGAGUACAUGCUCUACAACUGGGUUAGCCACUUCCAGUCUUCAUCGCUCAUCAACAAGUCGGGAGAUCUCCAAAUUUCGCAAGCCUUCAAGGACAUCUUCCCAGAGAGCUCAUUAAUCGCUUCACUGGAGUGGUCAUGCUGGAGCGAUGCAUAUGGCAUUGAAGAUACGCUCGCCCUGCAUGAGCUAUCGCUGCAGAUCCGGUCUGCAUGCUUUGGAGACAAACAUCGAUCGGUGCUGCAGAAUCUAGUCAUUCUCGGAAGUAUCUAUCGAGGACGCUCUGAUGUCACGAGAGCGUCUGAGUUCUUCUACAAGGCAAUGUCUACUGGCCGCACUGUGCUGUAUGAGUUCAAUCCGUUCGUUGUGUCUUGCGCGAACACAUUUUUAGUGUUGAGCGAGAAGAUUACAUUUACUGAGAGAACCACACUUGUUACGUAUCGCGAAGAGACAAUCCGUUUCGUCAUUGAGGUGUGCAAGUUCCAGUACGGCGGUCAUAGCGACGCGGUCAUCCAGUGGCUUGAGGUACUUGGAAAGCUCUACAUCCAGAUUCGUGAAACACAUCACGCAGCUGUCAUCUACAAAGAGCUUCGCGAAAUCGUGGUCAUACGUUUUGGUCGUGAUUCCCCUCAAGCUCGCAAGGUGAUCAAGGACAUUGUUGGGAUGUCUGUCGUCCUCAAGAAAGAUGUGGUCGAGGAAGAGAUCGACCAGAUCGACGACGCAUUUUUCAACAUCACUGAGGAAAUAGAUUCUGAUAGCGAGUACUACUUCAGCAUUAUGUUCCAACGGAUUGAAUAUUACGAAUCAAAACGCCAUUUCGUGUUCGUGGAAAAGCUGUACUUGACCCUAUGGCGUCACGCAUGUGUGGUAUGCUAUCGCAAGAACACCUUGGAGCUACAGCUACUGAAGCUCAACGUGGCCGUCAAAUACAUCCGGUUUCUUCAACAACUGAAGCGUUUUGACGAGGCUUCAAAUAUCAUGAUCUGUAUCUGGGCUGAAUAUGAGCAUCAUACGUGCCAGUCAGAGACGCUCGUCAUUCGUCUCAAGGAACUUGCCAUCCUAGCCCGAGGAUUUGGCAUGUUGACUAUUGCCAUAUCCAUCCUGAAUAAAGUGUGGAUUUGGUUCAAAGAACGGAAGCUUAUCGAACACGAAGAAGCUGUCUCCACAACUGUCAUCAUCACUGAAGUCGUGGAAGAGGUCACUGAAACUAUCGUCGAGACAAAAACGACAACCAUCGUGACCGAAACUCUAACGCGAGAAAUAUGGGAAACGACUUACACGCGGUGCAAGGGCGGAUCCAUUGAUAAACAUUUCUACAAAGCUUGCAUUGCAUUGAUCAGCCUGUACCUGAAACUCGAGAAAUGGUCAGAGGCCGAGACGGUAACGCGCAAGUCUCUCGAGAUUAUCUGGAAGUCAGUCCUGACAAUUGACGGCAAGCUCACACUAGAGGGCACUCAUGUUAAAGAAAGUGUGACUAUUGCCACUCGCCUUGCCAUUUGUCUCCACCGGCAGCGCCAUCUAGUGAAGGCCGAGGAAAUGUACUUACGGAUUUUCAAAGCUUGUCUCGUCUCGUUGCAGGCUGAGGACAUGUGCCUGAUGGAAACCACUCUAGCUCUGAUCAACUUUUAUGAAGAGUAUCAUCGACACGAGAAGGCCAUUGCGAUAUAUGUCGAGGUGUUAGCCCAUUACCGCAAACAUUUGGGCGCAAAACACACUCUCACCAUCAAAACCCUUCGCAAACUUGCAUCGACUUAUAUGCUUCUCGGCCGCAAGGAAGCUUAUGAUUGCUAUAUCGAGAUUCUGUCGUUUUACACCCACGGCGGUUAUUGCCAGGCCGAGGGUCUCGACGUGGCAGUCAUUGUCGUCGAUUUCUAUCAUCGGGAGAAGCGCUGGACAGACCUGCAAAAGCUCUGUGCCAUCUUGUGGGAGACAUUCACCCAUCACUAUCACGAAAUUGUAUUGUCUGAGGACUUUGUGCAGAUUAUCUAUGAGCGCUAUCGUUAUGUGCUUGAAGUUCAUGCCAAAGUCGAGUUCACUGUGCUCUACAAGCUUACUAUCGAAUAUCGUGAGACAGUGAGCAAAGCGUUUGGCACAUCGACUACUAUCCUCAUCGCGGCAUUGAUUGUCCUUGCCGAACUCUGCGAGAAAAGGGAGCCACAUCAGCAUGAGUCCGUGACGAUCUAUGAAGAAAUCAUCACCAGGAGUAAGACGAUCACCACUAUCACGGAGACUAAGAUCAUGACCAUCAAGAAGCGACUUUCAAAGCUGUAUGUCACUGUUAUCAAGAGCGGCAAGUCUACAACGACUACUACUAUCGAGCGAGCCAUUGAGAUUUCCCUCGAAGUGUACGAGAAGCUCAAGAUCGAGUUUGGGUGCUGGCACGAGACCACCCUCCUGCAGUUGAUGGAAUUGACCAUGCUUUACAAGAAACGCGGCACAAAGGACUGCAAUGCCAUUAUCCUGCAAUUAUUGAAAGAAAGUAUCGUCGAAAUCAUCACGAAAGUGACAGUCUCUCUUACGCUGUACACGGCAGCUAGGACGCUUGCUUCCAUGUAUAUCGCUUGCGAUUUGGUUCAACAAGGUCAGGAGUUUUUGCAACAACUUCACAUUCUCCUUCUAUUUCCAGAUGUGGAUGUUGUUACAACUGGCUUUGACAAGGGAGGAAUUGUCAAGUUGGACACUCGGGUCACCAAAGUGUCAUUUGUGUUCCUCAUUGUCUUUGAACAAUGCCUUCACGGCUAUGCCAAGCAUGGUGUGGCUGGCUUCUCCCAACUCAUGGCUGACAUCCUCCUCGAGACACUGUUGUACGAGCAAUACGCAACAACCAUGGCUUCAUUCAGCGAAUCGACUCGUAUCGAGCUUGUUCUCGAGCGCGCCGCGCGUUUACGCUGUGUAUGGACGAGCCGUGGUCGCAUCGGAUUUGUGGACGCGCUUGACAAGAAGCUCUUCCCGCUCUUCAGGGCUCGCUACUCCCAGCAACUCGGUCAAGGCGCCGAUGCCGAUGCGGUCUUUGACUUUUAUGUUGCUCUUCUCACCGAGAUUGGCAGUGGCUCCUCCGCUGAUAGGGUGGAAGUCAACUUCGCCAUUGUUACAUGUAAAGCAUCGCUUGCGGCUGUCCGACGCCUUAUGGUCGAGGAGAAGAAGCCAGAUCUGGCUCGUGCUCAAGCCGUGGCCAAAUGCGCCCACAGUUUCGCCGAUAAGCAGCGAUUUUAUCACGACUCUCACUGCAUUGUCUACGGUUACCGUCUCGCUGAGCUACUGGCGGGAGUGGACGUGCCGGCCUGGAAGACGGCCGAUGGAAACUUGAAGCAGUCAAUCCUUGGCACAAGCCGUGGCAUCCUCAGGACGGUCUUGAAGGCGAUGCAUGACAAUGGCAUUGAACUUGUCAGCUUGCGGUUCGAUGAUCUCGUGGCACUGAUCAGGCUGCUUGGGGAGCAGGAGAGCUAUGUAGAACUCGAGGGUUUCCUUACCACGCUGUGGCAAUCUCGAGAAGUCCAACGGUCAUGGUCGCCAGCAGUUGUCCUGCGCAUUGGUACACUGCUCGUUCAAGCCCAUUUCCUAGCCAAGCACCCAGACCGGGCCAUUGCAUUGUGCAAUACCAUCUACUACAAUCUCCGCCGGUCUCACGGCGGCCUGGACCCACAGGCUCUCGAGUUUGCCGAUCGUUUGACGUUGCUGCUCAAGUCCGCUGGUCGUCGUCGUGAUGCCGUGCGCAUCCAUGAGAAUGUCGUGUCGGAUCUGGACGAACACAUGGUCUCUGUACGCACUGCUCAUGUGAAUGGCAAUGGCAACGGCAGCAACGGCAGCAACGGGACGACGACGGACGAGAGCGACGACAGACUGCGGGCUGUUGCAGACGCGCAUCUCGAGGGCUUGCGGCGAUGUGGCUGGGCAUCGCGGACCGACGGCCAGAAAGCCAUGUCGGAGCUAUACAGCAGACUCCGGAGAUACGGACCUCUGCAUGUGCAGCCAGUCGAGGAGUGGGGAUCGGUCAGCGAGGAGGACGAUGACAGUAAAGCGAGAGAGAAGCUGUUUAACGAGACGGUCAAGUGGGUGCUGGUCGGGUCAGACGGGGACAAGGAGGCCAGGAGUAAGAAGAAGCGCGACUCGAUCACGCCGGCCAAGGAGCGCUGGGGAUGCUGGGAGGCUCCGAGACAGGUGCAUGUCACAACCUGA
Phaeoacremonium minimum UCRPA7 is the source of this 6264-nucleotide messenger RNA. RefSeq names its product putative nacht domain protein. The record is from RefSeq and is a predicted model, not a curated record. Lineage: Eukaryota; Fungi; Ascomycota; Sordariomycetes; Togniniales; Togniniaceae. The coding region runs from base 1 to 6264 and encodes 2087 amino acids. Gene Ontology annotation, molecular function: protein binding. The transcript is spliced from 4 exons.